Messenger RNA from Musca domestica (house fly), 1234 nucleotides. RefSeq names its product adenosine deaminase-like protein. Gene Ontology annotation, molecular function: adenosine deaminase activity. Bases 193 to 1218 code for a protein of 341 amino acids. Gene Ontology annotation, biological process: inosine biosynthetic process; adenosine catabolic process. Lineage: Eukaryota; Metazoa; Arthropoda; Insecta; Diptera; Muscidae. The record is from RefSeq and is a predicted model, not a curated record. The transcript has a single exon.
UUGUAAAAUAGCUGGCAUACGAACGGAAAUCGAUUUAUAAAUCCCUAACCGCUUUUCAGUCUAUAAAUCCCUGGAUUAGUUGUUUGGCGCCUGGGAUGAGGGGAUCUCAAUGGAGAUAAUUUAGAAAAUCAACUUUGACUGAUAUAUUCCGGAAAAGAUAGAAAAUCAGCAUAAUCUAGAUCUCUCUGCAAGAUGGACUUUUUUGAAAACAUGCCCAAAAUUGAGCUUCAUGCUCAUUUAAAUGGCUCAUUGAAAAUGGAUUCAAUUCGUGAACUAGGACUACAGCUGUAUGGAGAAAACAGUUCGGAUUUUUUAAAACGCAUUCAAGAAUUUACAACAUUUCCAGAAGAUAUGGACGCUGAUAAGCUAUCGAAAUGUUUUCAAAAAUUUGCAUUUAUGCAUGAGCUAACAUCCAGCAGAAAAGGUCUUCAAUUAGCCACGCAAAUGGUCAUACGAGACUUUGCCCGCGAUAAUGUUAUCUACUUGGAACUGAGAACAACUCCCAAAAACAAUGAGCACAUGACACGCAGAGAGUAUUUGGAAACUAUUUUGGAGGCAAUACAAGCAUCCCGAGAAAGUUAUGGUGAGAUAAUUGUAAAACUAUUAAUCUCCAUUGACCGAUCCCAAGGGGUAGAUGCGGCCGAAGAAAUUGUAAAUUUGGCCAUUGAAAUGAAGAGUCAAUAUCCCACCAUUGUUAGGGGAAUGGAUCUGAGUGGUAACCCGGCUAAGGGUCACUUUAAAGAUUUCCUUCCAUCAUUGGAAAAGGCCAAAAAGGCAGAUUUACACCUAGCCUUACAUUGUGCUGAAAUAGACAAUGAAGAGGAAGCCCAGGAGAUGUUGGAUUUUCAAUUCGAUAGAUGUGGCCAUGGCACAUAUCUAACCCUCAAACAAAUGGAGCAAUGUAAAGAACAAAAUAUUACCAUAGAAUGUUGCCUGACCAGCAACGUUAAGUGUGGAACAGUAAAGGACUAUGAUAUGCAUCAUUUUAAACGACUACAUGAUAAUGGCAUACGCAGCGUCAUUUGCACCGAUGAUUGUGGGGUAUUUGAUAGCACGCUUAGUCAAGAAUUUGCCAUAGCUUCUACGGUGUUUUCAUUGAAGAAAAACAAUAUUCAUGACUUGUGUAAAAAUGCCAUAGCAGCUGCAUUUUGUGAUGACGUUGAGAAAACUGAUUUACGCCAAAGAAUUGACAAAUACUUUGCAGAUAAUACGGAAUAAAGCCUUUAUUAUGUCA